Messenger RNA from Panonychus citri (citrus red mite), 1816 nucleotides. RefSeq names its product immunoglobulin domain-containing protein oig-4-like. The record is from RefSeq and is a predicted model, not a curated record. Bases 1240 to 1719 code for a protein of 159 amino acids. Lineage: Eukaryota; Metazoa; Arthropoda; Arachnida; Trombidiformes; Tetranychidae. The transcript is spliced from 3 exons.
AAGGCAAUAAACGAGAUUAAGAUUAAGGAUAUGAAAUCAACAAAAUUUUUAUCUCAUGUCCUGAUUUUUUUGUUUGAUUGCUUCAAAUCUCUGGUAUUCAUCAGAUUUGAAUUGAUUAUAAUGAUAAAUACAUUGUAUUAUAUUGAGUUGAUGGAUAUCAACAAUUUACUCAUUCUCAUGUGAAUGAUAAAAUAGAGGGAGAGAGAAACUAAAUCGUAAUGAUAAUCAACAAGAAAUGAUUAAGUUACUGUCAAUCGAUAAAAUCAAUUGUUAUAAUUCACAUAAAUCAAAUUAAGUUUUUUGAUUGUUUCUUAAAAAUUGUCAACAUAUCAAAAACUUUUCAAUAUUAUCACGAUAUUUUUAUGAUAGUAUCUCAUUGAUAAUUAUUAUUACAAUAAUUAGAUGACAAUCAAAUUAAAAUGAAUCAAAGAGAAUUCAUAUUAUUGUCAAAUGACAACAUUGUAAUAUAAAAACAAGUUAUACUUUGUAUAAAUUGCUCUAGAUUAUCAACUGAAAAAGUAUAAGGUUAUACAAUCGCUAUGAAUUAUUAUCAUCAUGUUAUCGUCAUCAUCGUGAAUAAGGAUCGCAAUUGGAUUGGCAAUAAAAAAAGUAAUGAAGGACAAUCUAUUUUUAGAUGUUCACAAAAUAUACUGGACAGUGGUCACUUUAAAGAUGAAGAUGGAAAUGAUGAUGAUGAUGAUAAACAAUGGGAAGUUAAUGUAAAAACGAGAGGAAACCUUUUCAAAUGAUUUCAAUUAAAUUGAUGCUCUCGACACACCGAAUAGUAUUAUUAACAACAAUCUAAUGUAAUUAAAUUACUCGAAAGGGAUAUUAUUGUAACUCUUAUACAAUUAUCAUUAUUAAAUUGUGUAAGUUGAUUGUUAAAACCUUUUGUAAAUCUAUUUAAACCAUAUUGCCCACAGAAAGUUACUGAUUUAAGUGGAUUAAGUAGGAAAACCAUCAGAAUUUGUUUAUUAUAAAACCAAUGAUGAUAAAUGAACAAUUAUCAUCAUGAUUAUUGUCAAUUUGAUGACUACAAGUGAAACUAUAUUCAUUUGGUAGUAAUAAUCAACCAUUCAAUUGAUUGUAACUGGGUUAAAGUUAAUUUUUACAUGUGAAACGAGCAGAGUUUAGGAAAUUAGAGUGAAAAUCAUCAUUUUCAAUUCAUUUCUUUGUAAAUCUUAAUGUGUUUGGAUUAAUUGUGAUUGUGAACUAUUUUGUUAUGGAUUUUGUAUCAAUAUGCUGGUUUACCGAUUGUUUAUUAAUCGCAAUAGAUUAAAUUUAAUUCUAAUUGUAUUGAUUAGUAGUUUAACAAUUAGAAUGGAAAGUAAAUCAGUUUCUCGAGGUAAAAUUCGUAAAUAUAAUUCACCUCGAAUUAUUCAUCAUACAAGUUCCAAGUCUAAAGAUUAUUAUGAUCACCCAGACGGAGCUAAUAUAUUGAAAGCAUCACAUUUUGAUAGUGAAUUUUUUCUUGGACAUAAGAUUAAGUUAAUCUGUAUGGCGAGAGGAGAUCCAAUCCCAAGGAUAACUUGGUUCAAGGAUGGAAUCGAGAUUAUAUUUCAUCCAUUUCUACAGGUAUCUGAAUGGCGAGUUGGAGAUAAUCAAAUUACAAGUAAACUCGAAAUUGAUCCAGCUCGACAAAUGGAUUCAGGAAAUUAUAUGUGUCAAGCCAAUAAUAAAUAUGCAAUUGAUCAGAGACAUUUUAAAACUGAUUUCUAAUUAGAUCAACAGACUAUCGCAAUUAAAACUGAUUUCUCAACAAUAAAUUAAACUGUUUCCAUUUAAUUGACUGAUGAUUUGUACUUCAACAAUUGAA